Diorhabda sublineata is the source of this 508-nucleotide messenger RNA. RefSeq names its product turripeptide Pal9.2-like. The record is from RefSeq and is a predicted model, not a curated record. Bases 96 to 383 code for a protein of 95 amino acids. The transcript has 3 exons. Lineage: Eukaryota; Metazoa; Arthropoda; Insecta; Coleoptera; Chrysomelidae. Gene Ontology annotation, molecular function: protein binding.
AUAAAAAUGAAACUGGUAGUGUCCAACACGCCAUUAUCUUUCGCAAAGUCCACGGUUGUUAUACUACAAUAAAUUAAAACAAUAUAAAAAAGAAAAUGAAAUAUUCAAUUGCGUUCUUGUUCGUCCUUGUUGUGGCUUUGGUUCUCGUCGAAGCGAUACCUUCGAAAGGAUCCACUAAAGCGUCCUUGAAGAAAAAGCCAUGUCUGAAAGAGUGCGACGGCGUCGAAUAUAAACCAGUUUGUGGUGGGGAUGGUACCGGAAAGUCUGACAAGAGUUUCGGAAGCGAAUGUGUCUUGAAUAAUUAUAAUUGCGAAAACAAUCAAAAUCUCAAGGUAGUGAGCCAAGGAGAAUGUCCUGGAGGUGGAAGUAUCCGUCUACAAUAAGAAAGGAUCAAAACGAAACACUUUUUUUUUCUAAAUAAUUGGAUAUAUUUCAUACUAUUUGUAACAAUGAAAACAUUAUAAAAUGAUGUGUCACCUUUUCAGUUAUUAAAUAAUUGCUUAAAGUC